CGAUAGUAUCGCGUCCGAUCGAGAGCUUGCGACCCAUCACACCAAGAACAGCUCGAGACAGCCAACACAGCUUCUUCCGCCUGUAGCCCACCAUGGAGGCCGUCAAUGCCACCGGGGCAUCCUCAGUCUUUACGUCUGUUCUCGCCAAUUCGAAAUAUGUCAGCGCCAACAUCCCUCCCCAGCUGGACAAUGUGAUCGAGACCAUCUCGACCGCGGGGCCAUGGACUUGGCUGUUCACCGUCAUCGCCAUCUGUGUCGCCUAUGACCAAAUCAGCUAUCUUCUCAGCAAGGGCUCCAUCGUUGGUCCGGCAUUCAAGACGCCCUUCAUUGGACCUUUCCUGCAGUCCAUGGACCCCAAGUUUGAAGAGUACUAUGCCAAGUGGCUGAGCGGCCCCUUGAGCUGUGUCUCUGUUUUCCACAAGUUCGUCGUUAUUGCGUCCACUCGUGAUAUGGCUCGCAAAGUUCUCAACUCCCCAAUGUACGUGAAGCCUUGUGUCGUCGAUGUCGCCCACAAGCUCCUCGGAAAGGACAACUGGGUUUUCCUUGACGGCAAGCUCCACGUGGAUUUCCGCAAGGGUCUCAACGGUCUCUUCACCCGCAAGGCUCUCGCAGACUACCUUCCCGGUCAGGAGGAGGUGUACAAGGCGUAUUUCAAGCGAUUCCUCGACAUCACCAAGGAGAAUGGCGGCAAGCCCGUUCCUUUCAUGCCCGAGUUCCGUGAACUCAUGUGCGCCGUCUCUUGCCGCACCUUUGUCGGACACUACAUCUCUGACGAGGCUAUCAAGAAGAUUGCUGAUGAUUAUUAUCUCAUCACCGCAGCCCUCGAGCUCGUCAACUUCCCCAUCAUUCUUCCUUACACCAAGACCUGGUAUGGAAAGAAGGCUGCCGACAUGGUUCUUGCUGAAUUCGCCAAAUGUGCUGCCAAGGCCAAGGUCCGCAUGGCUGCUGGAGGAGAAGUCACCUGUAUCAUGGAUGCUUGGAUUCUGGUCAUGAUCCAGUCCGAGCGUUGGCGCGAGGCUGAGGCAAAGGGCCUGCCCACCGAGGAUCUGGUGAAGCCGUCACCCAUGGUGCGCAUGUUUGGAGAUUACGAAAUCUCCCAGACUGUCUUCACCUUCCUUUUUGCUUCUCAGGAUGCCACCAGCAGUGCCGCCACUUGGCUCUUCCAGGUUACCGCUCAACGACCCGAUGUUCUCGACCGUAUCCGAGAGGAAAACCUCAAGGUCCGCAACGGUGAUAUCAAUGCCGACCUCAACAUGGAUCAACUCGAGUCUCUGACCUACACCCGUGCCGCCGUUCGAGAGCUCCUCCGAUACCGCCCACCGGUCCUUAUGGUCCCGUAUCUGGUCAAGAAGCCGUUCCCCAUCACCGACACCUACACUGUUCCCAAGGGCUCUAUGCUGAUUCCUACAACGUACAUGGCUCUGCACGAUCCCGAAGUCUACCCCAACCCUGAUUAUUACGACCCCGAGAGAUACUUUUCAGGCGAUGCUGAAGUCAAGGGUGCCAAGAACUACCUGGUGUUCGGAACCGGUCCUCACUAUUGCCUUGGUCAGCUGUAUGCCCAGCUUAACCUGGCUCUGAUGAUCGGAAAAGCCUCUGUGCAAAUGAACUGGACUCAUCACGCCACCCCUCUCUCAGAAGAGAUCAAGGUGUUUGCAACCAUCUUCCCCAAGGAUGACUGCCCUCUUACUUUUGAAGCGAGGAACUAGAUCGAAAACACACGACGGCAUGAAUUUCGAAAAAAACGGGCGAAGACUGCACAACUGCAGUCAGCGACGCAUUAUACAAACAUGUACGGCCUUGCGGUAUCUAAGCGAUACAUAAUCGUCCGGUCGGCGAAUGCCAUCCAUGGCUAUAGACGGCGUUUUCUCUGCACAUGGCAUUUGUCAAGCACUGAGCUGCAUUGAAGGAAGCUUUUAAUAAUAGGGAGGAGUUUAGGAUUGGUCUUGCGAAAGGAAAGGGAAAGGCAAGGCUCAAAAGGGGGGGAUGGUACAUACUAUUUUAAUACCCAAUCAUCAGUGUACAUAUUAUUUUUUUUGUUUAUCCCAGCCAUGGCAUAAUUCCCCUCUGCGGCUGGGCGGCAUAUGAAGAGCAUCAAGUUUAGCUGAUGGAAUGAAAAUGAAAAUGAAAAAGAUAAUUAUUAUUAAUGAGUUAUCCGUUGCAUCGGGAGAAGAGCGAAGCGAGAUUAAUGGAAGAUGAUUUAUGAGAUGCGAGUCCCUAUAGCAGUAUUCCGUAGGUACCGCAGAGCAUCUUACUUCAAGAACAACGAAUUAUGGAAUGGCCGGCCUUGGACGAGG
Molecule: messenger RNA, 2297 nt
Organism: Trichoderma atroviride IMI 206040
Lineage: Eukaryota; Fungi; Ascomycota; Sordariomycetes; Hypocreales; Hypocreaceae
Biological process (GO): sterol metabolic process
Molecular function (GO): monooxygenase activity; iron ion binding; oxidoreductase activity, acting on paired donors, with incorporation or reduction of molecular oxygen
Source: RefSeq, a predicted model, not a curated record